GUUGCUGCGUGCUUUGUUUCACAGGGAAGAAUUUCUGGAUGAACACCCCUAGAAAACCCGUGGGGACUAUACCGUAUCCGUAGGGUCUUGGCGCUGAAACCCAGGUGAGGUUAUUUCACGAUGCCGAUUGACACUAGAAGGGUUCGGGGGCCAGAAGUGUCACAAAGUCUGUCUUUAUUCAUCCGCGAUCCUGCGACCACCCUGCCCUCGGAUGGCACCAGAGAGGACGGUAGGAAGCGGGAUCAAGUUGACGUGCGCCCCAUUUUCGUCCGGUGUGGACUGGUCAGUCAGGCCAAGGGAUCGGCCUACAUUGAGGCUGGAAACACGAAGCUCAUGUGCUCUGUCUACGGACCAAGAGAAAUUGAGCGAAAAGACGAGACCGACAUGAAAUACGGAAGAUUGACUACCGACAUGCGGUUUGCUCCCUUCUCUUGCCCAGAGAGACGCUCCUGGAUCCAGGGGAGUGAGGAGAAAGACCUCUCACUGAUGUUGCUCGAGAGUCUUCAGCCAGCUGUGUGCCUUCACAAAUAUCCCCGUUCACAGAUAGAAGUUAAUGUGAUGGUUCUCGAGAACAGUGGUUCUGUUGUAGCCCACGCUGUCACAUGUGCUUCCCUUGCGCUAGCAGAUGCAGGGAUUGAGAUGUAUGACCUGGUACUUGGUUGUUCCAUCCAACAGGAUGGUAACUCUUAUUUGAUCGACCCCACCUACUUGGAAGAACAAAAACGCUGCUCUGGCAGUGGGGAGAACCAGGGUGGUCUAAUGGUUUCAUUCCUUCCCAGCUUGAACCAGUUAUCUGGGAUGCAGUCUGUUGGGGAGAUGGCUGAGGAGACUUUAACAGCUGGGGUUAGGACCUGCAUUGAGGGAUGCUAUAAACUGUACCCCGUCAUCCAGAAGUCCCUUGCAAAGGCUGUGCGCAGGGAAACCCCUCUUCCAUCAGAGAGCUGAAAAAUUGAGACAGAGUUUCAUAUCAUAUUUUUGUAAGUUCCUUGAUGACAGUAUGAAUGCUUAUGCUUAAUCUUUUUACUUGUAAUCUUAUAGGAACAUUAACUGGGUUAAUUUAAGUGUAUUUUUUUCAAUAAACAUUAAAAUGGUAUCAAAACUAAUUUCAGAAGGAAAU
Messenger RNA from Lampris incognitus (smalleye Pacific opah), 1117 nucleotides. RefSeq names its product exosome component 6 (gene exosc6). The transcript has 2 exons. The coding region runs from base 121 to 945 and encodes 274 amino acids. Gene Ontology annotation, cellular component: nucleolus; cytoplasmic exosome (RNase complex); nuclear exosome (RNase complex). Gene Ontology annotation, biological process: nuclear mRNA surveillance; rRNA catabolic process; poly(A)-dependent snoRNA 3'-end processing. Lineage: Eukaryota; Metazoa; Chordata; Actinopteri; Lampriformes; Lampridae. The record is from RefSeq and is a predicted model, not a curated record.